This is a messenger RNA of Centropristis striata (black sea bass), 9621 nucleotides long. RefSeq names its product centrosomal protein 290 (gene cep290). Gene Ontology annotation, biological process: kidney development; camera-type eye development. NCBI's taxonomy places the organism in Eukaryota, Metazoa, Chordata, Actinopteri, Perciformes, Serranidae. Bases 1162 to 8514 code for a protein of 2450 amino acids. The transcript has 53 exons. The record is from RefSeq and is a predicted model, not a curated record.
UGUAUGUGAUAUUUUGCCAAUAGUAUAAUUAGAUUUAUAAUGUAAUAUUGAUUUUUUUUUUGUGUAUGGGAAGUCAGUGAAACCAAACAGUAUAUUUUCAAAACAAAGGGACAAAUUAGGUUCAAUUGAAAAAAAAAGGAAGUUACAAAUAUCUUUCCAGAACUUAGACGAAAAAGGGCAAGACCAAAAUAAAUGAAGAAUACUUUCAGGGUGCCCUUCACAAAAAAAAGCAAUUCAAAUCUAAAUCUUUUUUAAAACGUUGAAGAAAAAUUUUAGUGGGGUAGAUUCUGUGAAUUAUUUUAAAAGAAAUUUCUUUGAUCUUAUUGUUGACUAUAUAUUUUGCUGGCAAAUUCCAAAUCUUCUCCCAAUUAAGGUUAUCAAUAAAAUUAUUCCAAUAAGCAAUGACGUAGGGGGUUGAUACAACUUCUUUCUGAAACAGUGAACGUAUUUUUCGGUUAUUGUUGUUCCGGCGCGUCAUCACUAUUACUUCCGGGGCAGAGGUGACCGCGCAAGUUAAACGUUAGCCAAGCUGCUCGGUGAUUUUUGACAAAUGAUGCGACUUUUAAGUACUUUGUGUUAAUAUUAAACGCGUCACUUCUCUACAGUUUGGUAAAUAUUCCUACAAAGGUCCACUCGUCGCUAGUCUUACUUCUGUUGGACUAACGUUAGCUUAACCAGCUAACCUAGUUACCGUUGUGUUGUCAAUGGUAACCUAGCAGCAGCAGAAGCGUCACAACAUGGAGACCUCGAGGCUGUUUAUUGUUAUUUUAUCUCACCUGUAGCCUUUAUUUUCUACCUGGUUCAAUUUAACGUGUCAUCCUGAGCGUAUCUUAAUAACAGGCAUUCAGGUUAACACGUUUAACUUAUAAAUCACAGCGUCUAGCUAAGCUAAUUCAUCAACACAAGUGGAGCUGCUUGAGUUUGUUAAGUCUCGUUAACUUAGCGUGACGUCACCCAAACCUCAUGGCAUGCGCAGUUAACUAAACUAAAUGUAGUGUGACUUAGUUAAGUUAAAAUGUGAGGCUUAUUUUGAGGAGUACAGCAAUGUUUAGCCACAGCUUCCUAACUCCAGUGAGCAAGCUAACCAGCUAACAGUGACACUGUGCAGCCAGUUUUCACCUUUAACUGCUCACUUCCUGGUUAAAUAUUCACAAACACACCAUGGCCAAGAUGCGUGCUGCUGCCUUUGAGUGGGAUAAAGUGGCAAGAAUUGACCCAGAGAGCCUCCUAGAAUGGGAAAAAGACCAAGUGGACGAGGUCUUCGGCAUGUUCCUUUUGACAGAAGAAUGGGAGGUGAACGGUAAAGCUCCGGAGAAAAUUAUUCAAGUCCUCAGAGUGUUUCAGGCCCUAUUAAAGAUAAAGGAUCAUGAAGUUGCUAUUGCUGACAAGUUUGUGGAGGACAUUGGCGUUAAGCAUGCUAAAACCGAAAAUGAACUCCUCGCCAAGGUGUCGAGGCUGGAACAAGCGCACAUGCACUCUGGCACGGGGCCUGACAGCCGCUUUCUGAGAGAUGAGAUCCGGCAGCUCGAGACGCAGCUGGAGCUGAGGGAGAAGGAGUUGAACCAUUUACAGACCGAAAUGGGCAAAGAGAAGAAAUCCAACGAGGAGUUGGUCACACGAGCGGAUGCGGCUGAGGAAGAGGUCAAGAAGCUGAAAAGAGAGAUAAAAAAGAUUAAGACGAAGAACGAGCAGCUCCAGCAGGAUGUGGACUAUUUUCGUGCGGAGCUGGAUAAGAAGGAGCCGGGCCCGAACAGAGACGAGGCCGCUGAGACCCAGAGGAAGCUCAACCUGGCCAACCGGCAGCUCUACCAGUGCCUGGAAGACCUUCAGCGUGUGGAGGAUGAAAACGCACACCUGAAGACGCAGAACGAGCAGAUGCAGAAAGGCCUGGAGGAGUCGGUGAGGGAGAUGGAGAAGAUGACGGACGAGUACAACAAGAUGAAGAUCGUGGUGCAGCAGACUGACUCCGUGGUGGACCAGCUCCGCAGAGAGAGGGAUCACGCUAAGCUGCAAGUCAGAGAGCUAACGGAUAAAAUGCAUAGCAUGACUGAAGACGACGAUCCAAUUAUGGCAGCGGUCAACGCCAAAGUGGAGGAGUGGAAGAGAGUGCUCUCUGGGAAGGACGAGGAGAUUCUGGUGUACCAGCAGAUGAUCCGUGAUUUGAGGGAAAAGCUGCGUUCAGCCCAGCUGGACUUGGACAAAAGCAACAUCAUCGCCCUGCAGCAGGUCAUAUUUGAUCUUUGCGCUGCCGUCCAAGAGAGAGAUAAUCAGAUCAAGAUCCUGAGCGAGCAAGUGGAGCAGUACACCGGGGAGAUGGAGAAGCACACCCGGCUCAUCGAGGAGCUAAAGACGUCCACCAAGAAAGACAAAGGCCUACCAUCGACCAUGCAGCAGAGAAAGAUGGAGGAUCUGAAGUCCAGACUGGAAGCUGCAGAGACGACAGCAGUGGAAGCGGCGCAGGCAGUAAAACUGGCAGAAGCUCACGCUGAAGAAAAAGACAAAGCGCUCAUUGAGGCUUCAAACCGCUUGAGCCAGUACGAGGCCGGCACUUAUGGCCUGGAAGCAGCCAUCGCCGAGAUCAAAGAGUGUAAAAAUCAGAUUAAAAUGAGAGAUCUUGAGACGGAGGCCAUGACCAAAGAGAUCAACCAGCUCGAGAUGAGAAUCAAUGACCUAAUGGACGAAAACGAGGAUUUCCGAGAAAAACUCGGUCUGGAACCAAAGCAGGAAGUGGAUCUGACAGAGUUCAGACGAGCCAAAGAUCUCAGACAACGGCAGUACAAAGCAGAAAACCAAGUCCUCACCAAAGAGAUUGAACGUCUUGAAGAAGAAAGACUGGAGCUGAAGAAACAAAUCAGACGCCUGGUGAAGGAACGAGGGAUCCCAACGUCCAGCCUGCUGCUGGAGGAAGACGCCGGGCCCAGCAGAUUUGAUCAGAUGCUGUUCAAAAAAAGCACCACUCACGCAGAUGAAGAGCUCCGCCGCAAAAAUGAGUACCUGGAAAAACAACUGAGCAACAAGGAGAGAGAGCUGGAGCUUCACAAGGCACAGUUUCACAUUAAAUUGGAUGAACUGUCAAAAGUGAAAAGUGACCUGGAAGGAGCGCUGAAAGAUGUCCUCCAGGCCAUGAGGACGUAUGAGGAGCCCACACCAUCCGAUGCUGCAAUCAACAUCCCCAGGCUGGAAAGGUUGGCCAAAGCGAUGGAUGUCGGCAACAUGAGCGGGCAGUCUGACUCGGCCCAACACCUCAAGUCCCAAAUCCAUCAGCUGGUCGGGAGGAACGAAGAGCUGAGGCAGGAACUGAAGUCGGCUCGGGAGGAAGCAACCAUCAGCUUCAGUCAGCUCGCCAGAGCCAAAGAAAAGGUGAGCCAGCUGGAAGGUGAACUGGAGCUGGUGAGGAAAUCAGGCAGCAGCGGACUUGUCCUCCGACCUUUGACCCUCCCCGAGGGCCUGGGGCCCAGCAGCACCGAGGUCAUCAGUUCCCUGAAUGAGUACGCUGUUCGUCUUCUGCAGGAGCUGAAAAACAAGGAGGAAAACAGCAAGAAACUCACGGGAACGCUGCAGGAAUACAAAGAGAAGUUCUCGGUUAUUAGUCAUCAGCAGGGACUUCUCUACAAAGAAUACCUGAGUGAGAAGGCGGACUGGCAGAAGGAGAAAGAGACGUUCACGGAGACGAAGAACAAGCUGGAGGAGCAGAAGCAGGUGGACGCCGUUAAACUCCAAGAAUUCAACGAGCUGUUGGACAGCCUUCAGAAUCACCCGGAGGAGAUCAGGAGACAGUUGAGCGAAUCGGUGCGUAAGGUGACGGUGCUGAAAGUGAACGAGAAGAAACUGACGCGGCGCUACACCACCCUGCUGGAGGAGGAGCAGCACCUGCGCAAGGAGAACGGCAAGCUGAGGGAGGAGAGCAGCCUCAUGCAGGCCUCCGUCACACAGAGGAUCGGAUACCUGCAGAGAUACAAGGAAAUGGCUGCAUAUAAGAUCGCGGCUCUGCAGAAGGCCUUGGAUGACAGCGUGGCCUCAUCGGAGCUGGAGAGGGCGAACAAACAGUACACGGAGCUGACGGUCAAAUACAGAGACAUGCUGCAGCGGGACAGCAGCCUGAUACAGAGAACCACCAACCUCGAACAUUUACAGAGUGAGAACGAGUCUCUUCGGGAGCAGAUUUCAGCCGUGAAUAAAGAACUGGAGAUCACAAAGGAGAAACUGAAUACUUUAGAGCAAGCCUGGGACAACAGCGAUGGGAAUGGCGGUGAGAACAGCAUGGGUAAGGCAGGCAAGGCUCUGGCCAACAAAGAGAUGGUGUCUGCCGCCAGACGCAUCACCACUCUGGAGAUGAAGGAGCUGAACGAGAGGCAGCGAGCCGAGCACGCCCACAAGAUGUACGAACACGUGAGGAACUCUCUCAAGCAAGUGGAGGAACGUAACGUAGAGCUGGAGGCCAAGUUCGCAGAGCUGACCAAGAUGAAUGCGGAGGCCCAGCGGGUGGAGCGCGAGCUGAGAGACGAGCUGGCCGACAGCAUCAGUAAAGCGGCGAGCGACGCCGACAGAUCGAGGAUCUCUGAGCUGGAGAAGGCCGAGGCCGAGCUCCGCCUCGAGGUUUCUAAGCUUCAGGAGGUGUCUGAUGUGGCGAUGAUGCAGGCGUCGGCUCUGCAGGCCAGACAGCAGAACAGAGAGAAGGAAGUAGAAGCUUUGAGGAGACAAAUCCUGGACUACCAGUCCCAGUCGGAUGAGAAGGCCCUCGUGGCGAAGCUUCACCAGCACAUCGUGGCUCUGCAGCUCAGCGAGUCGGCUUCUUUGUCCAAGCUGGAGGCGGCCUCCUCCCACAUCCAGCAGCUGGAGGCCUUCAAGCUGCGCGCCGAGCAGCGACUGGACGCCAGCGAGCACACUCUGUUCCUCGCCCGCCAGGAGGGCAGGAACCGCUCUAAGCAUCUGCGGCAGACCAUCCAGGCGCUGCGGAGGCAGUUUGCGGGAGCGCUGCCUCUUCCCCAGCAGGAGAAGUUCUCCGUGGCCAUGCUGAGCCUCCAGGAGAACAGAGCCAGAGCCCAGGAGGAGAAGAAGAAGGCGGAGGAGGAGAGGAGGAGGGCGGAGGGCCGGGCAGAGGAGCUGGAGCUGAGACUACGAGGACUGGAGGAGCUCAUCUCCACACUGAAGGAUGUGAAAGGGGCCCAGAAGGUGACUGAGUGGCACAAGAAGAUGGAGGAAGCUCGUCUGCAGGAGCUGAGGAAAGGCAGGGAGCUGGUGGUCCAGAAGGAGGAGAUCAGGUAUCUGAAGAAGCUGGUGGAGGAGCAGGAGAGAACCAUCUGCUCGCUGGAAGAGGAUAUCGUGCAGCAGAACACGCUUCGAGAAGAACGCCAGCUGGCGUACGAUCAGCGAGAGGUGGAGCUGGAGCGCCAGCUGGACCAGUACGAGAAGCACCAGACUGAACUUCUGAGCAGCUCUGAAAAGUAUGAAGACGGUGCAGGAGCCUUACCAGACCCCAGUCUGCCUCUCGCCCAUCAGCUGGAGUUCGCUUUGGGUAAAAUCAGAGAACAUGUCCGCACCAUCCUGGACACACAGGCCACCUGCAAGAGUCUGGAUGAGAAGUUAAAGGAGAAAGAAGCGGCUCUGUGGAAGGCAGAGCAGAACGUGGUGUCGCGGGACAAAGUGAUCAACGAGCUGCGUCUUCGUCUCCCGGCUGCUGCCAGCAGAGAGCGGCUGCUGGCUGACCUCGCCAAGCACGAAGACGGACACGCCAACAACCAGCCGGCGCUCAAACUGGCUCACCAAACCAUCAAAGACCUCCAGGGUCGGCUGGACAAGAAGGAGGACCUGCUGAAGAAAUACCACAAGCAGCUGGCUCAAGCCAGACAGGACCAGGAGGAGAUGAUAAAGAGACACCAGGCGGAGCUGAGAUUGCUGCAUCAGAAGUUGGACUCGCACUCUGACACCAACCUGGACCGCUUCAAACAGACGGCGAUGGAGCUGAUGAGGAAGCCGGCCAUCCGGGUGCCGACCACCAAGCACCUGGAGCGUCUGGCCGAGCUGGAGCACACCGUGGCCGAGCAGGACCUCCUGAUCUCCUCCGUCACGGAGAAGCUGAAGCUGGCCACCAGCGAGCUGGAGCGGCAGAAGACCACCGUGGAAACGCUGGCCAAGAAACACGCCGACGAGCUGUCAAAGCUGGAGGAGUAUCAUGCGGCCCAGGUGAAAGCUCUGAGUGGCGAGACGGAGGAUCAGACGAGCCAGAUGGCCCAGAUGGAGAAGGAGAUGAACUACCUCCGCACUGAGCUGGCAGCCCAGAAGGAGGCCAACGUCCGCUCGCCCAGCAACACCAUGAAGAACCUGGUGGAGAGGCUGAAAGCUCAGCUCAGCCAGAAAGAGAAACAGCUCAAGGCUCUCAGUAAAGCUCUGCUGGAGCUGCGUGCAGAGAUGACGUCUGCCGCUGAGCAGCAGGUCAUCGCCAGCGCCGCGCAGAAAGAGGAGCAUCUCAAUGUACAGAUGCUAGUGGACAGACACACCAAAGAGCUAAAGGUGCGAGUGCAAGAACUGAAUGAAGAACUUCAAGCUGCGAAGGACUCUUCCAAAGCAGCCCGCGGCCGCGAGAACAGCCUGAAAGAGGAGGUGGACGGGCUGAACCAGGAGCUGCAGAGGAGUCAGAAAACCCAGAGACGCCUGCAGGCGGAGAAGGAGGAGAGGGAGCAGGAAAUCCACGAGCUCAAGCAGCAAAUAAAAAGGCUCAGCAGCGCCCUUCAGACCGAAGCAGAACCAGAUGGGAAGGGGCCAAGCGUGGAGAGUCUGCAGAAGAAGAUCAGGAGGCUGGAGGCCGACUUAGAGAAGAGAGCAGAAAUGAAAAAUGUGAAGGAUGAUCUCGGAAAGACCAAAGGAGAAGUCGUGCGCUGGGAGGAGGGAAAGAAAUGGCAGGCCAAGAUGGAAAAGGUGAAGAAUUCACUGAAGGAGAAGGAACGAGAAAAUGAAUCCCUGUCCAAACAGCUCAGCACUCUUAAAGAGCUGUACGCCAGACUGGAGCAGGAGAAGAGCGCGCUGCAGAAAAGGCUGAAGGGUCGCGGCGUGACUGCCGAUCAGGUGGUGGGAGUCCGAUCCACGGAAGUGGAGAAAGAGAUGGAAGAGCUGAAGAAGAAGAACUCAGAGCUGGAAGAACAGAUCGUCACCAUAAAACAGCAGCAGGCUUUACCUCGAGAUGACGCCAUGGAGACUCUGAGCCAGAGGAACCGCUACCUGGAGGAGAGACUCCACUCCCUGGAGAGCCAGACCUCCAGAGAGCCUCAGUCCAGACCUUCUACUUCAGGACGAGGCACUGGAACCCCCUCACAGAGAGAUCAGGAGCUCCAAAAAGAAAACCUGAAGCUGGCGUCUGAGAACCUGGAGAUGCGCUUCAAGCUGGAGCAGGCCGAAAUAGAUUUACCAAGACUCAAGAAUCAGGUGGCGGAUCUGAAGGAGAUGUGCAGUGCGCUGAAAAAGGGAAAAUCAGAGGUGGACAAAAAGCUGACACACAUACGUGGAGCCGGUCAGAGCGGCAAAACGGUCCCUGAGCUGGAGAAGACCAUCGGUCUGAUGAAGAAGGUGGUGGAGCGCGUUCAGAGGGAAAACGAGACGCUGAAGAAAUCAAACGCUCCUGCAAACCAACACAAGGUUUCUGCCUUGGAGCAAGAAAAUGAAAAACUGAAGGCUGACUAUGAGAAACUGAAGAGUGACGGUGAAGCUGAGCUGAACUCCAAGCUGGAAGCUAAAACCAAAGGGCUGGAGAAGAUCGUGAUGGAGAAUGAACGGCUGCGCAAGGAGAUCAAAAGGGAAAUGGAAGCUGCCGAGAGGCUGAGAGUGACCAGGGCCAGUCUGGAGGUGACCAACCAGAAGCUGGAGGCGGAGCUGGAAGAGACCAAGCAGAGACUGAGAGCGGCGCUCUCCAAACCCAUCGCAGACGGAGCCGACAGCAAGACCUGGAAGGCUUCUGUCAUAACCAGAAUGUUUGAGAACAAGAUGAAGGAGCUGGAGAAGGAGCUCUCCCAGAAGACCUCCAGUCUGUCUGAACUCAAGCAGCAGCUGAAGGAGGUGGAGGAGCGCGAGGAGAGAGCUCAGAUAAGCAUCCGCCAGCUGGAAGAUCAGGUGGACAUGUUAAAAAGCUUUCCUACUGCUGCAAAGACAGGAGAAGGACUCAGCAGGGAGUUCCAGGCAAUGAGAUUGGUCAACACUGAGCUCCAGAAGGAGAACUCAGAGCUGAAACAACGGCUGAACGAGUACAGCGAGCGAUACGGUGAAACGUCUUCCAAACAAGACUACGGGAAGCUCAAACACCUGCUGCAGGCUGCCCAGACGGACAAAACUAAACUUCAAGCUGAGGUGAAAAGGCUGAAGAAGGAGCUGGAGAGCUUCGACCCGGCUUUCUUUGAGGAGAUCGAAGACUUGAAGUACAACUACAAUUUAGAGGUGAAGAAGAACGUUCUGCUGGAGGAGCAGCUGAAGAAGGUCUGUGCUCGCCUCGGUGUCCAGGCUGAACUGCCCAGCGUCUCCAUCAGCUAAUCAGGUUACUGUGCCUUUAAGAGAAAACCACACCUGAAUGUUUACCUGGCUGCAGAACUUUUCAGGUGAUUUUCAGUCUAGAUCUUUAGUGCUGGGUGUCAACAAAAAUGAGUCGAGAAAUGUCUAAUCAGUCGAGAUGGUGUUGUUUUUUUUAGGCAGUCAUCAAAAACGUUAAUCUUUGGAUGCUAAAAUGUGAAAAGGAUCAUAAAAAAGAAAACAUCUUUAGAUUCAAAGGUUUAUUUUUCUAGUUAUUGGAAUGGAAAUUCAGGUCACGAGUGUGGGAAUAAAAACCAUGUCAUAAGAGUUAAAAAGUAACUUUUAUCAAUCUGUUUUGCAUGUCUUUGUACAGAAUAAGUACAGUUAUAAUGACAUGAAUCAUAAAAAAAAGAUCUCUUAUAUGUUAUUUUUAAAGUUGAAACAAAAUUGAAUUUAAAUACAACACUUUUCUUUGCCAUUAAUGGGAAAAAAUGGGUCUCCAUAUGCUUCUACCUUUACUUGCAGCCUCUCCUGUCCUCUCCUCUCUGCUCUGUGUAAACUUUAUAUUUCUAGUCAUUGGAAUGGAAAUCCAGGUCACUAGUUUGGGAAUAAAAUGAAAGUCAUAAGAGCUUAAAAAGUCACUUUUAUUGAUCUGUUUUGCGGUUUAAAAAUUGUUGUUGUUUUUCAGCUCUUAUGACCUAUUUUUUCUCAUUUAUAAAGUAAGCUCUGUCCUUAAUCUCGGUUUUGUUUUUAAUAGAAAAUGUUUUACAAGAAAUGAAAUCACAAUUUAGCGGGUUAAAAGUACUUGGGUUUUUUUAGCCAUGCAGAUAGUUUUGGUUUUAUUUUUACUAAAGUUUUGGGGAAUCAAAGACGUCUUUGUGCUCCGUCUCAACAUGGAUAAAGUAACACUGUCCACUCGUGUUUUUUUAAGGUAAUGCAGCUUUAAAUUAAAGUCGUUUUCUGCCUCCAUAAGGCAGCUAUUUUUGUUAAUACUCAGCUCUUGGUUUGGUGAUGUAACUCACUGCUGUAUGUAGCAUAUUUAUUUCUUUAUAUUUGUACAGUUCUGAUGUGUUAUAUUUGUCAAUAAAGCUGCUUUUAUACCAGUCAAAACUGUGGAAAAUAAAUGUUUAA